UGGCUCCACGGUCCCUAACCCGCCCCUGCGCCGGAGGCUUGAGAGUGCUGCACCUGGCCUACCGGAAGUAGUUCCCCGGGCGGACGCUUAUCCAAGGCAAGUAGCGGAAGUGCUGCCUCUUCCGGUCUCUUUGGCCUCGGCGGCAGCAGCAAGAUGACGAAAGGGACGUCAUCCUUUGGAAAGCGUCGCAACAAGACGCACACGCUUUGCCGCCGCUGCGGCUCCAAGGCCUACCACCUUCAGAAGUCGACCUGUGGCAAGUGUGGCUACCCGGCCAAGCGCAAGAGAAAGUAUAACUGGAGUGCCAAGGCUAAGAGACGAAACACUACCGGGACUGGGCGGAUGAGGCACCUGAAAAUUGUCUAUCGAAGAUUCAGACAUGGAUUCCGUGAAGGGACAACACCUAAACCCAAGAGGGCAGCUGUUGCAGCAUCCAGUUCAUCUUGAGGAAUUUCAGUCAGUCAUAAAAUAAAUGUUCUGGUUUCAAAAGCA
Molecule: messenger RNA, 492 nt
Organism: Peromyscus maniculatus bairdii (prairie deer mouse)
Lineage: Eukaryota; Metazoa; Chordata; Mammalia; Rodentia; Cricetidae
Gene: Rpl37
Product: ribosomal protein L37
Biological process (GO): translation
Cellular component (GO): cytosolic large ribosomal subunit; ribosome
Molecular function (GO): structural constituent of ribosome; RNA binding
Source: RefSeq, a predicted model, not a curated record